Messenger RNA from Habropoda laboriosa, 1263 nucleotides. RefSeq names its product mannose-1-phosphate guanyltransferase alpha-A (gene Gmppa). The transcript is spliced from 5 exons. NCBI's taxonomy places the organism in Eukaryota, Metazoa, Arthropoda, Insecta, Hymenoptera, Apidae. The record is from RefSeq and is a predicted model, not a curated record. Gene Ontology annotation, cellular component: cytoplasm. Gene Ontology annotation, biological process: biosynthetic process. Bases 1 to 1263 code for a protein of 420 amino acids.
AUGAUACUCAAAUCUGUUAUAUUAAUUGGAGGCCCUUCAAAAGGAACAAGGUUUAGGCCACUUUCCUUGGAUAUGCCAAAACCAUUAUUUCCAAUUGCUGGAUUACCAGUAAUACAAUAUCAUGUAGAAGCAUGUUCUAAAGUGGAAAAUCUUGUUGAAAUAUUGAUAAUUGGAUCAUAUCCUGCAAGUGAUCUGUCUCAAUUUAUUCAAGAAAUGACAAGUACAUAUAAUAUAACAGUUAGGUAUCUUCAAGAGUUUACACCAUUAGGAACAGCAGGAGGAUUAUAUCAUUUUCGUGAUCAAAUAAGGUCUGGUGGACCUACAUAUUUCUUUGUGAUGAAUGGUGAUGUGUGUGCUGAUUUUUCUUUACAAGAAAUAGUAGAAUAUCAUAAAGAGAAACAAGCAUUGCUUACUGCUAUGGCUACUGAAGCAACGAAACAACAAUCCUUAAAUUAUGGGUGUAUGGUUCUUGAUAUGAAUGGAGGAGUUGCUCAUUAUGUAGAGAAACCAUCAACAUUUGUUUCAACUUUAAUCAACUGUGGCAUCUACCUUGCUUCCUUAGAUAUUUUCCAAACCAUGACUGAUGUAUUUAAUGCAGGACAGAAUCAAGAAAAUUUGAUGCAGUUUAAUGGUAAUGGUAAAGAUCCAGCUCAUAUAUCUCUUGAACAAGAUAUAUUAACACGAUUAGCAGGAACUGGUCGUUUAUUUGCUUUACCUGUUCUAAGAUGGUGGUCACAAGUUAAAACUGCAGGUUCUGCUAUACAUGCCAACUGUCACUAUUUAACUUUAUUUAAGACACAACAUCCAAACCAUCUUACUUCUGCAGCUGAUGGACCUUGUCAGAUUAUUGGUGAUGUUUAUAUUCAUCCUUCUGCUACUGUACAUUCAACAACAGUGUUAGGUCCAAAUGUAAGCAUAGGCCCAAAUGCUGUAAUUGCUGCUGGUGUUAGAAUAAAGGAGUCAAUCAUAUUAGCCAAUGCCCAUAUUCAGGCACAUUCCAUUAUCUUACACAGUAUAGUGGGAAAAAGCAGCUAUGUAGGAGAAUGGGCACGUAUAGAAGGGACACCAUGUGAUCCCAAUCCUGACAAACCAUUUGUAAAAAUGGAAAACUUGCCUUUGUUUAAUGCUAACGGAAAACUAAAUCCUUCUAUAACAAUUCUCGGAACUAGUGUACGUUUGGCAGCAGAGAAAAUUGUACUAAAUUCGAUUGUUUUACCGCAUAAAGAACUGACAAGAAAUUUUAAAAACGAAAUUAUUCUUUAA